CUCUGCUCACUCUAUGAAUAGCAUCGAUCCGGGAAUAAGUCCGCCCAGGAAGGCUUCUGCAGCAUUACAUAAGACUCAGGCUAAAUGUGUAUGACGCGCAACGGGGGAAUUCAUCAAAUUCUUACAUAAGGAUAUAAAUCGUUGACAAACAUUUCGCCAAAUAGGACGCUUUCGACGGACGAACUCCACGACUCGCUUUAGUAAGAACCUCUCAACAAAGGAGACGAUUUUCUGUCAAAGACAUUUGAGAAAAAAAUGAGUUGGACCAUAUUUGCCGUGAUCACGAUCGUUGCCCUUUCGCACGAAGCAACCAGUAAUCCACUGAGAAGAAAAAGGGUGUGGGAGGGUGACUGCCCUCCAGGAGUCUGGGGAUGUAAGCGCUCGGAAACAGAGAACAAGAGAACCGAAGACGAUUGUCCUCCAGGAGUUUGGGGAUGCAAGAAGAACGUCAUCGAGGAACUGGAUGAAGACUGUCCCCCCGGUGUGUGGGGCUGUAAGCGGAACUUCGAAAUGAAGAGAAGCAACGACGAAGACUGCCCACCUGGAGUCUGGGGCUGCAAACGAGGUCUAUUUGCCUCUGUCAAAAAUUGGUUUAAGUCAAAAGGAAGAUCUACGCGGUCAGUAAAAAGCAAUAAUGAUGAAGAUUGUCCCCCCGGAGUGUGGGGAUGCAAAAGAGAAAUAAAAAAGGAAGAGUUAGGCGAAGAAGGAUGCCCACCAGGGGUCUGGGGUUGUAAGAAAGACUCGGUCGAAAAUGAUUGUCCUCCUGGGGUCUGGGGCUGUAAGAAAGAUCAGAUCGAAGAAGAUUGUCCACCAGGGGUCUGGGGCUGUAAGAAAGAUCAGAUUGAAGAAGAUUGUCCACCAGGGGUCUGGGGCUGCAAACGAAACGAGGUCCCUGAGAAAAAGGAAAAGGAAGAUGAUGAGAAAAAAGAUGAAUUAGCUGCUAAAGCCGAGUGCCCACCAGGGGUCUGGGGUUGCAAGAGAGAUAAUUAAUGAUUUGAAAAGUUACCAGAUUAACUGAGUGACUUUUGUCAAGAUAAGUCAACAUUGGACGACCUUAUGACUGUGUCUAGUAUCAUGCCGACUGUAUAAAUUACACUUUACUACAUAUUGAUUUUGAUUAUUGCAAUUCUAAGUAAGCUAUGAACAGAGUGUAUUUUUAAGUUAAGAAAUAAUGUUCAAGUAACAGAAGUUAGAGACCAAUGGACUGUCAACAAAUAAAAGUUUGAAACCCAGGUGAA
Molecule: messenger RNA, 1238 nt
Organism: Pocillopora verrucosa
Lineage: Eukaryota; Metazoa; Cnidaria; Anthozoa; Scleractinia; Pocilloporidae
Product: platelet endothelial aggregation receptor 1
Source: RefSeq, a predicted model, not a curated record